Molecule: messenger RNA, 945 nt
Organism: Polypterus senegalus (gray bichir)
Lineage: Eukaryota; Metazoa; Chordata; Cladistia; Polypteriformes; Polypteridae
Product: riboflavin-binding protein-like
Exons: 7
Coding region: 78-842 (254 amino acids)
Cellular component (GO): external side of plasma membrane
Molecular function (GO): riboflavin binding; signaling receptor activity; riboflavin transmembrane transporter activity
Source: RefSeq, a predicted model, not a curated record
CAUAAAUAGACUCUGGACGAAGCUCUGGAGCUUUCAGAACUGGAAAUCAUCUCUGCGUGUCCAGGACUUGACUGACCAUGAGGCUGUUGCUUGCUGCUCUGGGCCUGUUGGCCAUUUUUUGUUCAGUUUCUUGUCACAAAGGCGAGUGUCUGGAGAGGAUGGACCAUAAGAAGUCCCCCAGUGAAGAGCCAGACAUGCCUGAAUGCCAGCUCUAUUCCAACGCCUCCUGCUGCUACCGGAAUUUCACAGAACAGCUGCAGUCGCCAGUGUCAAAGGUGGACAACAUGUUUUGGGACAAAUGUGGAAACAUCAGCCACAGGUGUGAAAAGUUCAUGAAGAGGAUUGAGUGCUUCUACCAAUGCUCGCCCUACGCAGGCCGCUGGAAGAAUCCCAAGUACCCCGUGGGUUUGCUGCACGCUCCUCUGUGCCUGAGCUUCUGUGAUGACUGGUUUGAAGCUUGCAAAGAUGAUCUGACAUGUGCAAGGAACUGGCUGACGGACUUUGAGUGGAAUUAUGAUGGAAACCAUUGCAAGAACAGCUGCACCCCAUACAGCAAGAUGUACGCAAAUGGAACUGAUUUGUGCCAGUCGAUGUGGGGCCACUCCUUCACUGUGGCCAGCAGCGAGUGCCGCUGCUUGAGGCUUGAUGAACGAGACAAAGCUGUGAUGAAGUAUAUGAAGCCUGAUGACUCCAGCUCAAGCAGCAGCUCCAGCAGCAGCAGCAGCAGCUCCCAGUCCAGUGAGGAGAAGUCCUGCCAACGGGUAAUGGAGGCGCUGGAGAAACAAAAAGCAGAGGAAGCCAGGGAGCAAGAGAAGGAGUCUGAGUUGCUGGGAAAUGAAUGAGUGGGUGGCCUGUAAGCGCUCAGGAUGAACGUCUCAUCACUUUUUGGCUUUUCAUGUGUAAUAGCGGUCAUGCUAUAAUUAAUAAAGCUCUGUUUCAUUUCAA